AUGCGGGAAGACCAGAUCGUGAAUGGCGUUAACUUUUUGGUUCAUCCCAAGGCGAAGACCGCUCCACUGUCUCAAAGAAUCAGCUUUCUCGAGAACAAGGGAUUGACCGCUGAGGAGAUAUCUGCGGCUCUUUCUCGAGCGGAAGGGGGCGAGGGCAGCAAUGGAUCUGCGACCGCGGGAGGGAGCUCGGAACUAUCGUCGAUAUCAGCAUCAUCAGGAUCCUCCGCCUUUCCGGCAGAAGCCUCCAUCCCCUUAUGGAUACAACUGGCAGUCCCGGGAGUGCUUGCCAUGGGAGCUGUCGGCGCGCUGGGCACCUACUACGCAGCCUCACGAUCAGAGGGUGGCACUCCAAGCCAGAGCGGUGCCUCUAGCCGAGCGGCGGCCGCAGCGGCGGGAAGAAUACCGCACUCGGCUGGCGCGACAGAAGCCACGACCUGCGGAGGCAUGGGGCACUCUGAACCGAGAGGGGCCGACGCAGCGGCGGAGAACUCUGCCUACGCCGAGCGUGCCUACGAGCAGGGUGGACUGGCUCGUUCGCAGACCCUUGAGGACGGGACGGCGUUCCUCCCGUUCGACGGCAGCGAACAAGCACCACCAGGAACAUCUCCGAGCGAGCCUCCGCUCGCGGGAGAAUUCCGCCGCCUCACCGAGACGAUGGAGCAGCAGACGGGUCACCUCGUGGAAGCGGUCGAGGCGAUGAAGGCGCUCGCGUCUCGCGCGGAGCAGGACAGCAGCAGCCUCCUGGCCGCGCGGGUCGGCAGCCACACCUCGGAGCUCAGAGCCGAGCUCGGCACCAUCAAGCAGCUUCUUUUGCUGCAGGCUGGGGUGGAGGGUGGUGGUGCGGGCACGAAGAGUAUCGGGGCCAUUUCUUCCGUCGGAGCAGCCGAUGCAAGGGAAGCGAGUAGGAAAGCAACAACCGACAGGAGUGAUACGAGUGCCAGUGUCGUAGGGGCCGACGGCGGCGGCGAGGGCGCGAGAAGUAGAAGUUCGGAGGGCUUGAACGGGGGAGCAGGCGAGCAGGCGAACGGUGCGAGUGUUUCAGGCGGGCUGCCGGUGAGGGACCCGGAGAAGGACAAGGCUCAAGAAGCGGCGGACAAAGCAGCCGCGGAGGCGGCGGCCCUGGCGGCGACGGAAGGCAGGAAGGCGACUGCUCGAGCCGCCCUCGCCGCUCUUGUGGCGGACAACUCAGCCCAGGCCGCCAAGGACGGGAUGGCCAUGCUUCGGAUGCUGGUCGCGAACCUCGUCAACCAGCCGAACGUGCCGCGGUACCGCCGCAUCGCCACUAGCAACGACAACUUCAAGAAGAGAUUGCUGCCGUUGGAGGGCCACAGGGCGAUGAUGGAGGCCGUCGGCUUCAAGCCCAAGGGUAGCCUUUGGGAGUGGACAUGGCACGAGGACAGCACCCCGUCUGCAUCAAGCAACAACAAGGCCGUCCUGGAAGACAUCGUCAAGGCGAUCGAUGCCGUAGUCAGGCCGAAUGGCCCGCCCCUUUCCACCGCAACAGCGGCAACUGUUGUUCCUCCCGCUGCGGCUGUCGCCGCCCCAGCCGCCGCUUCCACCGCCGCCGCUCUUACACCUCCAGCGCCGCCGCCGGCGACAAACGUGACUGCCGGAUGGAGCACGAGAUCGUCGGGGGACCGCGGGGGUGGGUGCACAGCCGUGUCGGAGGCGAACGGUGGCGCUCGUGGCAGCAGUAGACCUUCGCUGGUCCCUGACUCAGGGGCGGCGGGCGCGGCGGGCGAUGGUGAUGCCGUCAAGGGCAGCGACGGCAGAUCCUCGAGUCGUGGUGGUGUUGAGUCGGCGCCUGCCCUGGGGACACGGAAUGAUGUUCUUGCGGCAGCUGCCCAAGUCAACGGGGUUGGUGGGGACGCGGGUGGGGCAUCAUCGCGCAUCGCUCAAGGCGAUGAGGCCCCGAGCGCCGCAGAGCCGGUGGCGGCGGGGGCGGAACCCCAGGGAAAGCGCACGGCGAGCACGAAGGAAAACGACCUGGUAGUGGAGGCUGUUGAGGCGGCCGAGCGGGGAGCACCCCCCGCAUCGAUGGCAGAGGUGGCCGCAGCAAUCCAGCGGGGUGAUGAGCCACCAGGGAUACGGGUUGUUGAAGACCGUCUCUCCGACAGUGCGCCGUCGCUCGCUGUGUCGUCACGACCCUCUCCUCCGAAGCCUUGGGAAGUGUUGUCAUCGAGAGAGGAUGCAAACGGCGACGGGAUAGAGGGUGGGGUCGGAACUGGGGGAGCCCAUGGGUACCGCGGUCACGAGGAGGAGAGGUCGCGGCCGCAACACGCCGUUUCUAUCGGACCGUGAGAUUUAUACGUGGUAUCGCGUUCAUGAGGCAGAAGUGCGUAAUACCGCAGCUUUGUGGGGUCCGGACAUUUGAAAGGUAGAGUCAGACAAUGCAAAAUAUGUUAACGUCGCUGUUGUGUGUGUUUCUUUGUACCAUGUGUUGAUGUCGAGAUAGAUAAUGUUGGAACCUUGUCCCCUCGCCCCCUCUCACUGGUGGAAUGCAAUGCACGUAUACAAUAGUAUGAGCUUGCAACGGCCCUGGCGUAACUUCGGCAUGUCUUACUUGUAGCGGCCCGGUGGUGUUAAACGUCGGUGUCGGGGCGGCACACGUUGCACCCGACCUGUCCAGCUAAGUUCGACUCGGGCCUUGUCAUCGCCAUCAUCGCCAUCACGACGGUGAACGGUGCCGCGGGUUGAACGUGCUUCGUUGAAUAUUUCCGCGGCUGUGCGGCGUUUGGCGAGUAAAUGUACGGUUCACAUGCCGCUGAUGAAGCGGGCGGGGAACAGCAGUAUAGUAUUCCUUGUCGGUCGAGCUGGUGCGACCAUGCUCGGGUUUUAUGCACCACGAACUUCUUUGGGUUGAAAUCUCUG
Ectocarpus sp. CCAP 1310/34 is the source of this 2871-nucleotide messenger RNA. NCBI's taxonomy places the organism in Eukaryota, Phaeophyceae, Ectocarpales, Ectocarpaceae. The record is from the annotation of a GenBank genome assembly.